AUGCUUUUUGAUAUGUUCAUUAAUCAAAAUCAUGGACUCAGUAGCGAGGCUAACUAUCCCUACACCGGUGUAGAUCGUACAUGCAACGCGCAGAAGGAAGCAAACCAUGCAGCCUCGAUAAUUGGCCACGAAGAUGUGCCUGCUAACAGUGAAAGUGCACUUCUCAAGGCAGCUGCUAAUCAACCUAUUUCUGUUGCCAUUGAUGCUAGCGGAUCUGAUUUCCAAUUCUAUUCAAGUGGUGUUUUCACAGGAACCUGUGGAACGAGUCUAGAGCAUGGUGUUACUGCUACUGGUUAUGGCAUCAGCGAUGAUGGGGCUAAGUAUUGGUUGGUUAAGAAAUCAUGGGGCACAGAAUGGGGAGAAGAAGGUUACAUAAGAACGCAAGGAGAUGUUGCUGCACAGGAAGGUCUUCGUGGCAUUGCUAUGGCAGCCUCUUACCCCACUACCUAA
This is a messenger RNA of Rosa chinensis, 450 nucleotides long. Its product is annotated as vignain. Gene Ontology annotation, molecular function: cysteine-type endopeptidase activity. NCBI's taxonomy places the organism in Eukaryota, Viridiplantae, Streptophyta, Magnoliopsida, Rosales, Rosaceae. The transcript has a single exon. The record is from RefSeq and is a predicted model, not a curated record. The coding region runs from base 1 to 450 and encodes 149 amino acids. Gene Ontology annotation, cellular component: lysosome.